AUGACUCUAAAGAAGUUGAGUGUAACGAACGUCGAUGUUAAGGGGAAGCGCGUGUUGAUGAGGGUUGACUUCAACGUUCCCAUGAAAGAUGGCAAGUGCACGAAUACUCAACGAAUUGUUGCUGCCGUCCCAACAAUUAAACUUGUCCUUGACAAUGGAGCCAAGAGUGUUGUCCUGAUGUCGCAUAUGGGUCGUCCUGAUGGCCAUCCUGAUAUGAAAUAUUCAUUGCAGCAAAUCGUCAAGGACGUGGAAAAGGAAUUGGGAAAACCUAUUACUUUCUUAAAGGACUGUGUAGGUCCAGAGGUCGAAGCAGCGUGCAAAAACCCUGCACAGGGAACGGUUUUCCUUUUGGAGAAUUUAAGGUUUCAUGUAGAGGAAGAGGGCAAAGGAGUGGAUGCCAAUGGAAACAAGAUUAAGGCGGACCCUGCAAAAGUUGAAGAAUUUAGCAGGAGCCUAACUGCUCUUGGUGACGUUUAUGUCAACGACGCCUUUGGAACGGCCCAUCGUGCUCAUGCGUCAAUGGUUGGCUGCAAACUUCCACAAAGAGCUGCUGGUCUCUUGUUGGACAAGGAACUUGAAUACUUUGCGAAAGCACUUGAGAGUCCAACUCGUCCUUUUCUUGCUAUUCUUGGAGGUGCAAAAGUAACAGACAAAAUCCAACUCAUUAAUAACAUGCUGGAUAAAGUGGACGAGCUUAUUAUUGGUGGUGGAAUGGCCUUCACCUUUCUGAAGGUGCUCAACAAUAUGAAAAUUGGCAAGAGUCUCUUCGAUGAAGCUGGCGCUAAGACGGUACCUGAAAUCAUGCAGAAGGCCAAGGUGAAGGGGGUAAAGGUUCAUCUGCCAUCUGAUUUUAUCACUGGCAGCAAAUUUGCCGAGGAUGCCGAAGUUGGUACGGCCACGAUCGAGUCAGGCAUCGAAGAUGCUUUAAUGGGUCUUGAUUGCGGACCAAAGUCAUCUAAAGAAUUCACCGAUGUAAUUAGCCGAGCCAAGACUAUCAUCUGGAAUGGCCCAGCCGGUGUCUUUGAAUGGCCAAACUUCGCUAAUGGUACCAAGGCUGUCAUGGACGCUGUUGUAGCUGCAACCAGCAACGGAGCUAUCACCAUUAUCGGUGGUGGUGACACCGCCACUUGUUGCGCCAAAUGGAACACUGAAUCGAAGGUCAGCCACGUAAGCACUGGAGGCGGUGCCAGUUUGGAGCUGCUUGAAGGCAAAGUUCUACCUGGCGUGGCAGCUCUCUCGGACGCCUAA
Hydatigera taeniaeformis is the source of this 1248-nucleotide messenger RNA. Lineage: Eukaryota; Metazoa; Platyhelminthes; Cestoda; Cyclophyllidea; Taeniidae. The record is from the annotation of a GenBank genome assembly.